This is a messenger RNA of Bipolaris maydis ATCC 48331, 768 nucleotides long. RefSeq names its product ankyrin repeat-containing domain protein. The record is from RefSeq and is a predicted model, not a curated record. Gene Ontology annotation, molecular function: protein binding. NCBI's taxonomy places the organism in Eukaryota, Fungi, Ascomycota, Dothideomycetes, Pleosporales, Pleosporaceae.
AUGAUAAUCAAGCUACUGCUAGACACAGGGAAAGUUGACCCUGAUACUAAGGACAAAAAUGGAUUUACUCCACUACUAUAUGCGGUACGAAAAGGGCAUAAAGGGGUGGUAAAGCAGCUCCUAGACACAGGCAUAGUUGAUCUCGAUACUAAGGACAAGAUUGGAUUAACUCCGCUACUGCAUGCGAUAAGAAACAGAGAUGACGUAAUAGCUAAGCAGCUGUUGGAAACAGGCAAAGUUGAUCCUAAUACGAGGGAUAAGCAGGGAUGGACACCGCUGUUGUGGGCAGUAUGCGGCGGGCGUGAAGGAGUAGUCAAGCAGCUGCUAGACACAGGCAAAGUUGAAGCUGAUUCGAGGGAUAGGCAGGGAUGGACACCGUUAUUGUGGGCAGCAUACAAGGGAUAUGAAGGAGUAGUCACGCAACUUCUUAACACAGGAAAUGUUAAUGCUGAUACGAGGGAUAGGCACGGAUGGACACCGCUAUUGUGGGCAGUAUGCGGCGGAAGUGAAGGAGUAGUCAAGCAACUGCUAGAUACAGGCAAAGUUGACGCUGACUCGAGGGAUAGAGAGGGGUGGACACCGUUAUUGUGGGCGGCACAUAAGGGAUAUGAAGGAAUAGUUAAGCAGCUGCUAGACACAGGCAAAGUUGAUCCUAAUACGAGGGAUAAGCAGGGAUGGACACCGCUGUUGUGGGCAGCUCAUAACGGGCACGAAUCGGUGGUUAGACUCAUACAAGAUACGCGCAAAGUUAAACGUAAUACUACGUAG